AUGUUGUCCUUCUUGAGAUUGGCAGUAAGCUCUGCACAUAGUGCACCCCAGGAACACAGAUGCGGUCCCUGCUGCAAAGACCAGACUGAGAGCCCACAGACAGAUGUGUAUUCCCAUCACCCGGGCUACUUCUCGCCAGCCAAAAAAAUGUGUCACACAUUCGAUAUUCUCACUCCAGAUGAGCGGCAGGACGCCAAGCUGAUGCCGACAGAUGUGUAUUCCCAUCACCCGGGCUACUUCUCGCCAGCCAAAAAAAUGUGUCACACAUUCGAUAUUCUCACUCCAGAUGAGCGGCAGGACGCCAAGCUGAUGCCGAAAGAAGACAUCAUGAAGGUGGUGUUCCAGUUGGUGGACUCCUGGAAUGAGGCCCUGCAGGAGCUGGUCGUGCAAGAGAAUCACCCACCAAAACUCUAUGAUAUUCUCUCAACUAAAGAUCAAAUAAUAUAUUUAAAAUACCAAGAGCUUAAAAAAGCCAUUAUCCAAAUAGGCAUCGAGCUUGAUCUUGAAGUUUCAGAGGAAAAGGUGGUUGCUCUGAGUUUGGACUUGAAAUCUUUGAAGUCAACUGAUGAAAAACAACAUCUGUUUACUGUUUAUAACAUGCUACGCUGCUUUGUUGAAGAUGCAGACAAGAUUAAAUUUCUUCUUUACUUCUUGAAGUGCCAAGCUGCCAAAAAAGACAAGUUCUGA
Molecule: messenger RNA, 687 nt
Organism: Fukomys damarensis (Damara mole-rat)
Lineage: Eukaryota; Metazoa; Chordata; Mammalia; Rodentia; Bathyergidae
Product: prolactin-like
Exons: 5
Coding region: 1-687 (228 amino acids)
Biological process (GO): response to nutrient levels; positive regulation of receptor signaling pathway via JAK-STAT
Cellular component (GO): extracellular region
Molecular function (GO): hormone activity
Source: RefSeq, a predicted model, not a curated record